Molecule: messenger RNA, 3742 nt
Organism: Rhea pennata
Lineage: Eukaryota; Metazoa; Chordata; Aves; Rheiformes; Rheidae
Gene: B4GALNT4
Product: beta-1,4-N-acetyl-galactosaminyltransferase 4
Exons: 20
Coding region: 35-3562 (1175 amino acids)
Cellular component (GO): Golgi cisterna membrane
Molecular function (GO): acetylgalactosaminyltransferase activity
Source: RefSeq, a predicted model, not a curated record
CCGGCGGCGGCGGGCCGGUGAUGUGCCCGGCACGAUGCCGCGGCUCCCGGUGAAGAAGAUCCGCAAGCAGCUCAAGCUGCUGCUGCUGCUGGUGCUGCUCACCUUCGCCGUGUGGUUCACCUACCUCCACAUCAGCCUGGUGCGCCAGGGCCGGGCCCUGCGGCUGCCCUUCGCCUCCGCCAGAGAUGGUGAGAGGCUGGGAGAGGUGACAGAUCCUGGCAGGCGACUGCCCGCAGCCCCGGCAUCAGCACGGCAGAGGAAAGCUGAAGACUCCAGCGAGAGCCGUGAGGAGGAGCAGAGCGACGGGCAGGACUCGGACGGCUGGUUUUCCAGAGGCCGGUGGUCUGACCGAGCCUCCAGGCACCCCAAACUCAACCUGACCAAGCAGGCGUUGCCCUGGAAUGAGCAGUACAAAGGGAAGGCAAACCUGCACGUCUUUGAAGACUGGUGUGGAGGAGCAGUGAGACACCUGAGGAAGAACCUCCAUUUUCCGCUCUUUCCCCACACCCGCACCACCGUGAAAAAGCUGGCUGUGUCACCCAAGUGGAAGAACUACGGGCUACGGAUUUUUGGCUACAUCCACCCCUUCAAGGAUGGGGACUUCCAGUUUUCUGUGGCAUCUGAUGAUAAUUCAGAGUUCUGGCUCAGCUCUGAUGAGAGUCCAUCCAACUCCCGGCUGGCUGCAUUUGUGGGCAAGCUGGGCACCGAGUGGACAGCCCCGGGAGAGUUUACCAAAUUCAGCUCCCAAGUCUCCAAGCCUCUCCAUCUCAUGUCCUCCAGACGCUACUACUUCGAGCUGCUCCACAAACAAGAUGACCGAGGUUCAGACCAUGUGGAAGUUGGUUGGCGAGUUUUCCUCCCCAGCUUGAAGUUUGAAGUUAUCGACUCCUCCUACAUUUCUCUUUACACUGACGAAUCAUCCCUGAAGAUGAACCACGUGGAGCACAUCCCGCAGUCUCUGGCCAGCCACAGCGGUAGCUACCUCUGGGAGGCACAGCAAGAUGAGCAUGGGGCUGACAUGCUGAAGUCUGAUCCCAGGGACACUUUCUUUCUCACCCCGGCGAUAGAGGCUUCCCGAGUGGAAAAUGUGCUGGUGCCCUGUGCCUACAGCCCCACCUACGUGGUGAAAGACUUCCCCAUCGCCCGCUACCAGGGCCUGCAAUUUGUCUACCUCUCGUUCGUGUACCCCAAUGACUUCACUCGCCUCACUCACAUGGAGACGGAGAACAAGUGCUUCUACCGGGAGUCUCCCCUCUACCUGGAGAAGUUCGGUUUCUAUAAGUAUAUGAAGAUGGAUGAAGAGGAGGAGGAUCCACGCCAGCGAGCGUUUCUCUUCCUCAACCCAGACAAUUUCUUAGAGGAAGAGGAGGAAGGAGUGGAUAGUCCUGAGCCCACAGACCCACAACCUGCAACUAAGGAGAGGAGCCUCCAGCUGGUACCUGGAGCCAAAAGGAAAGAAAUCUUGCCAGCUACUAGGGAUUACGGAGACGACCUGGAAUACUACAGCUUUCACCACAAGCAGGGCCAGGCCCAGGAUGAGGCGAGCCCCUCUGCACAGCUGGGAAGAAUGAGCACACCCCGCCAGGCCAGUGCCACCCCCGCAGUGACCAUUCCUGCGGGCCUUCGUGACUACAAGGGUAUGAGCCCUGCACAGGAGCAGCUCCCCAGGCGGAUGCUCAGGUGGUUGCCCCAGAAUCCGGGUGAGGGUGAUGAAGAUGACUUGGGGCUGUUGUCAUCCUCGAAGCGUACAGGUGCCCUGGGCCUCCAGCCCCGCAUCUCUAUUCCUAUCUUUGGUGGCAGAAUCAAAGCACCAGCCCCCAGCAAGCUGGCGGUGCCCAAACAGGACAGAAAGCCCAGGAAACCCCAGGAGAAGGUGUAUGUGACCAGGCUGCAGCCGGGGAAGCGCAAGGCUUCGGCUCAGGAACCUGCCUUCCCCAGCAUCUUCCUUUACCCAAAACCCCUGAGGAAAGUGCAUCUUCGCUCCAGGACCCCUCAGAGGCAUCCCAUACCCUCCAGCAAGCUCCGCACCAUCCCUGGCCGCCGGGUUCCCUGGCUCCUGAGCAACAUCUCCAAGGAGAGAGGCACUGCCAAGCGGAAGAGUGCCAGGCUGGGAGGCAGACGAUGGGAGCGGCUGUACAAGCAGGAAGAGCCGAGGGGUGAGCGACUGGCACUGCCCAGCCUCCUUGCCCCGGGAGCUGACGGGCUUUUCAGUAGGGAGACUCGCGAAGACACUACAACCAGCCCAGGCAGGACAGCGGCCACUGCCAAUUACAACUCCUCGGAGGCAGCCCUGUUGGAUGGGACACGGAUGACAUCCUUUCUGAAGAUGUCGGAAAUGACAGCAUCCCAACAGGAGGAAGGAGAGGGCCCAGGAAAGGGCCAGGAGGAAGAGGAGGAGGAGGAAGAGGUGUCAGACUACAGCUACGAAAAUGCAGAGCUGCAGCAGAGCUGGUUGGAGGACUCCAUCAACUGGCAGAGAACGUUCAGUGUCAGCUCAGUGGACUUUGAGCUCCUGCGCUCCGACUGGAACGACCUGCGCUGCAAUGUGUCAGGCAACCUGCAGCUGAGUGAGAGCGAGGUCGUCGACGUGGUGGCACAGUACAUGGAGAAGCUCAACGAGAAGAACGGCGGCAUCUACACACUCCUACGGAUUGUCAACGUGGAGAAACGCCGGGACACAGCCCGGGGGAACCGCUACCUGCUGGAGCUGGAGCUGGCAGAGCGGGGCCAGCGGACGGUGCGACUCUCCGAAUAUGUCUAUGUCCUCUUGCACCAGGGCAAGCAGGACGACAGCACCGAGGCCAACCCCGAGGGGCAAGCCCCAGCCACGACCGAGCCCCAGCCGAGCACAUGGAGCGUCCUCUACGGAAAGCCCGUCCUAUGCCGGCCCCUGCAUCUCAGCUGGAAGCAGGACGUCAUGGUGCACUUUGUGGUCCCCGUGAAGAACCAGGCACGCUGGGUCCAGCAGUUCAUCUCAGACAUGGCCAGCCUCUACCAGGCUACGAAGGAUGCCAACUUCAACGUCAUCCUUGUGGACUUUGACAGCGAUGACAUGGAUGUACAGAAAUCCCUGCAGGAGGCCCAACUGCCCCGCCACCAGUACCUGCGGCGCACAGGGAACUUUGAGCGCUCGGCUGGGCUGCAGGCUGGCGUGGACACCAUAGAGGACGGACACAGCAUCGUGUUCCUGUGUGACCUGCACAUCCAUUUCCCCCCCAAUAUCCUGGACAGCAUCCGGAAGCACUGCGUGGAGGGGAAGCUGGCCUACGCACCCAUAGUCAUGAGGUUGAGCUGUGGCAGCUCCCCACGAGAGCCCAAUGGCUACUGGGAGGUGAACGGCUUUGGCCUCUUCGGCAUCUAUAAGUCGGACUUUGACCGGGUUGGAGGGAUGAACACGGAGGAGUUCAGAGACCGUUGGGGCGGGGAGGACUGGGAGCUCCUGGACAGGGUCCUUCAGAGCGGGCUGGAGGUGGAGCGCUUACGUCUCAGGAACUUUUACCAUUACUACCACUCCAAACGCGGCAUGUGGAAUGCCCGCAGUAAGAAAGCCCUCAAAGACUAGAGCCUUGAGUCCGGCCAGUGGCUGCGAGGCUGGUGCCUGCGGCGGGGAGACAGGAGAGCCUCCGACAGGACAGAGCCAGCGCCUGGGGCCGGCUGCCUCGCUGCCCUCCGCGUGCAGCCAUAGCAAGUCUCUAGAUGCUGGAGCAAACGUUGCCCGCAGCCGAGAUCUCUCUAAAUGAAC